Molecule: messenger RNA, 801 nt
Organism: Myzus persicae (green peach aphid)
Lineage: Eukaryota; Metazoa; Arthropoda; Insecta; Hemiptera; Aphididae
Product: EF-hand calcium-binding domain-containing protein 2-like
Exons: 4
Coding region: 60-749 (229 amino acids)
Molecular function (GO): calcium ion binding
Source: RefSeq, a predicted model, not a curated record
CACCCUCCGAGACCAGAACAGUCUGAAUACGUUGCAGUUUACGUACACAACGGUGGAACAUGUUGGACGAGUCGUCGACAACGUCUACAAUCACGACUUCAACUGCAACGAUCUCCACUUCUGUUGUCGCAACGUCGUCGAUAAAACCAAAUGCUUCCAUCACCACCGGAGUAGGUUCGCAAACGGCCGUCACAGCAUUGUCCUCGGCGACUUCAACUUGCACGGCCGCAGCCAUAGCUGAUGCUUUUGACAUAUUCGAUCAUAGUGGGAACAGGACCAUUGAUGUACGUGAACUUGGCACAGUACUCCGUUAUUUGGGUUACGUACCGUCGCAGGCCGACUUGAGGGAACUCGCAGUAAACGUUGAAGAUCACGAAGCGACCGGUACCGUACAUCUGGCGGCAUUUUUACCGUAUGUUGAAAACGCCAUUAGUGAAUACAAAUAUCAGCCGGCAUCGGCGUCCGAACUUCUUAGCGCAUUUCGUGCCUUGGACCCAGAGCGGACUGGAACUGUGAGCCGUGAGUGCAUGGAGUCGGCCCUCCGUCACGAUGGAGAACCUUUCGAGGACGAAGAACUGGAAGAAAUGAUGUCUGCCGCCACCAUCGAAACGGCUGCUGGUGGUACCGUCAUACCGUACGAGCUCUACAUCAAUAAAAUCUUGGUGACCAAAUGGGAUACAGAACAGUAUGGUAGUAAUACCACGACUAUUACUACCACUAACUCAAAAAUAUCGAAUAGAAAUAAUUAAUCAAUAAUAUUAAACUUCGUACAUAUUUUCAAAUUUAAAAAAAACACAUUUU